GUAAAUAGCAGCAGCAGAAGAAGAAGUUCUCCUCAGUAGGAAGUCCUCCCGCUAACGAGCCGCCCGAAGUCAAGCAGGACCCAAGAAAGACCAACAGCGGGAAUAAAAGGAGCAUGGAGACAAAUAAACCAUUUGAGACGACAGCUACAAAUGCUUCUGCAUCAGAAGAGGAGGCCAAAAAGGCAGCAGCUGCAGCCAAACUAGCCAACCGUCUGCCUGAAAUCCGUCUGGUGGUAGUGGGCUGGAGGUGGCCGGGGAAGAGCUUAACAGGCAACACCAUCAUAGGCAAAGAGGAGUUUCGCUUGGAACGAGCGGCUGAGUUCUGCGUUACGAGGCAGACGGAGGUGGAUGGACGGCAAGUGACUGUGGUGGACACUCCAGGCUGGUUCUCUGCCCAGGAUACCCCUCCGUCCUACAAAGAAGAGUUAGUCAGGGGAGCCUCUCUUUGUCCUCCAGGUCCACAUGCCUUCCUCCUGGUCAUCCCUGUUGGCAUGUUCACAGAGGUGGACCGUGCUCGCAUUGAGGAGCACGUGAGCCUCUUCGGUGAGCAUGUAUGGAGGCAUACGAUCGUGGUGUUCACCUGGGCGGAGAUACUGCGGAGCAUUUCCAUCGAGAGGUAUAUUCGGAGGGAGGGCAAAGACCUGCAGUGGGUGCUGGAGAAAUGCAAGCGCAGGUACUUUGUUAUUAACAACUGCAUAUUCGGGGAGCAUCCCCAGGUAGGACGCUUAAUGGAGAAAGUGGAAAAGGUGGUGGCAGAGGAGGGGGGUUACUACAAUCCAGCAGAGGUGGAGAAGGAGAAGAAACCUCUGGAUGAGAACCAGAAUCCGACCAGAGAUGUGAACGAGCUGGGAGCCCGACCCAAACAGAACUCUGGACUGGGCCUGUCAAAAGCCAUGGAGGUGGAGCCGCUUCCAAAUUAACAAGUCACGUUUGGCUGAUGGGCCCAAGAAUAGCAGAUCCUCCUUCUUCCUGUUCUGAUGGUAAAACUGCUUGUAAGACAAGACAGAAAAGGGUAAAUUACUGAAAUGUUUCUGAAUAUACAAACCAGUUUGAUUGACUCUAUUUAUUUUUAUAAUCGACAUGUUACUGUGUGUUUUAGUUGUGUGCGUUUUUGACAAUGCAUACAUCCUCACUGUCAUAUGAGAGGCCUUUUUAACAGAAUCCCUUGGUUUUCAUGCUGGCUGCACAUUUAGUCGCCCAUUUUAGCCUGUAAUGGUGUUUGGAAAAUGUGUGUGAAAGUGUUUUUAGCGCUGUCUGAUGGAAAGGAUGUAUUUUAAUCUGAAACAAAGAAGCACAGGCUGUUACAUACAGAGAGUAGCCAUAAUUUUUAAACCCAGUGUGUACACUCCUCAGUCAUGGCGGAUACCGAUGGCACAACUGCACUACUAAAUUGUUGCUAUAAUAUUCUGUUGGUGGCUAUUGAGGAAAUAGUUUUUCCCAUUUGUUGUGACCAAACUGUAAAUGUUUUUCCUUUGCUGUAGUGUUUGUUAUACAGUUAUAUUCAUACAGUUGUAAAGCACUUGAACAGUUACUGAUCUUUGUCUGAUGUGUGUUACCUUUAAAGCAGUUGUUUAGUUACCUAUAAACAGAUCGUUUAGGUGAUUGUAUUACUUUGUGAUAGAGAUAUAUUCAAUGAAAUUAUGUGCUAGCAUUUAGAGUUUAAGCGUGGUACAUUGAGCUGUUAUUCGGAUUAAGUUGUUUAACUAAAUAAUUGAAAAACUUAAAAUCCCAGAUAGUCACCAUUUUGGGUUGUUAUUUGUGCUUCUUUUCUUUGUUGAUAAUCUGCUAAAUGAUAAUCUAAAAUAAAUAUAUUUGAUUUUCGGACAAAACAAGCAAUUUUAAGAUGUAAUAUUUGGUUGUAGAAUACUGUAAAAGGUAUUUUUUUACAUUUACAAUGACUUUUUUAUUUAAAUUUUCUAAACACAAUGAUGAAUCAAAGAUGUAGCAACACUGUGCCUGCUAUCACAGAAAUGCAAUCAUUUUUCAAGUCAACUGAGGAGGAAAAUAGGUUUGAUGUAAGUUUAAAAAAAGUACUUCUUUAGCGUUGACUACUUUUCUACGGUUUCAAGUUGACACUGCUGUUUUCAGGCUCUGAAAGAGUUUAGUCUCCAUGAUGACAGUGUUUGGCAGCUGUUUUUGCAGGACAUGAGAGGUUUCUAAGGGGAACACUGGUGUGGCAGCCUAUGAGGAGACAUUUCCAUCCAGGAGAAGCUAGAAAGACGACACAAGGAUCUUGGCGUUGUUUUCCUUUACGAGCCACGCUUACAACUGAGGGCUGAAGUACCUUUCUUUUUGCCUCUUUAUAUUAAAGCUCUUUUGUGCAGCAUUUCUACAACUUUUAACUUAAUCCAAAAAAAAAAAAUUGUGAUUGUUUGCAGUGCUAUGAGUGAAAGACUGCUUUUGAUUGUUUCAUGCACAUGUAUUCCCAAUAUUCCACUGAUUAAAUUGGCAUGGAGAAAGCAGACAGAAGUGAAUAUAAAGUAUUUUUAAAAAUCUGCUUUCCUUGUGGAUACGAACAGCAAAACACUGUAAUCAUACCUGCUGUUUGUUGGCAAGAACACUCUGCAGGGCACAUUUGUUUCUUCUUUGUUGAAAAGGAAGAACUUAGGAGAAAAUUGUGUAGGUUUGGGCUUCCAGCAGGCUGUGCAAGCAGGAUGAAAGACUUCCCAGUUUUCUGUUUGCUAUGAUUGCAUAGUGCACACCAUCAGGUAAGCAUGAGAUAAAUAAAACGGGGACAUGUUGUCAGGGCAGCCAGAUGAAGUGCUCUUAUGUAGGCAAUCAGUGGGACUCAUCUGGUGCUUUUUCACUGUGAUUGUUGCUCUUUCUAAUAGGGAAAGUCAGCUGCUCUAGACAGACUCUUGAAUCAUCCAGUAAGAGUUGUGUAACUGUUUUUAUAAGCCUGUGGUUGCUUCCUUCUCUUUGUAAUCUGUGUUGACCUCCAGAUGAAUCAGGUAGUUGAAACAAUAGUUGCGUAGCCUGUUUUGUCAUGUUUUUUGUGAACCAGUUGAAUAACCGAAGUCCCUGAACGUAUCCCUCGACUACACAUCUCUAAGUAAGUGUUACUCAGGUGUACUCCCUGGGAUGCUGUUAGGUUUAGAUUGGGUUAUCUGGGUGUAAAUCAGGUACUAGUAGAGCAGCUGUGAGUUCCAAAGUUGAAAAUCUUUGCCUUUAAUCUAUAGUUCUUUGUAAAUAUCACAGAUCAGCCUCACUCUUGGCCAUCAGACGCUGCUGGUUUUCUUAUUUUUUCUCCACUGGGAUGCACAGACUAAAAUAGCUGGAUGGAAAACCAGCAAGGUCCUGAGACCCAUGAUUAUAAAAAAAACUGAAUUAAAGCCAUUAUUGUAGGAAUGCUCUGUAUACUUUAGGUGUGUUUUAUUGAAUUAGUUGUUGCUAUUUUGCAUGUGUUCAUACUAGUGAGUACAGCAGACGCAGUGCUAUACACUCAGAUAUGCACUGUGACUGUUUAACCCACUUUGGGUCAAUGCUAACAUGUUUGUUGACAUUUAAUACUGAAGCAGAGGUCGGAAACAUAUCUACUGUAGACCUGUUUCCCACAAGUCCCUGAGGAGUUAUUAUUACUGAUAUUUUAUUUUAGAUUUAAGGAGAUGAAUAAGUCCAAACACGGCUACAGACUUGGGUCAAAAUGCCACUUAUUUAAGGAGGGAGACUCUUUAUAAUUAAGGCAACAGAAUUAACAGACUGACUGAAAAAAGAAGAUUGGUAACAAGUAUAUAGCUAAUGUAUAUGCAUGUAGGACACUGACUAAAGCUGCUUUUAGGCAUGUAACAUAAUAUAAUACACCUUGGUAGCAGUGUUUCCAAAUACGGAGUCCAGCAUCUGAAUCAAGCUACUCUUAAGGAAGUCAUAAAGAAGCAAGAGUCACAUCUCUGGGUUUUUACUGUAGCCUAUGUUCCCAUGCAGCGUGUCCCUUUAGCCAACACUAUUUAUGUUGACUUGUAAUUAAAAUGGGACGGCUGUACUGUACCGAGAGCUGCAGUGUCUUUGUUUUCUGUUAGGUUCAAAUAAAUGUCUAUAUUUUGAUCUA
Molecule: messenger RNA, 4045 nt
Organism: Amphiprion ocellaris (clown anemonefish)
Lineage: Eukaryota; Metazoa; Chordata; Actinopteri; Pomacentridae
Gene: gimapl
Product: GTPase IMAP family member 9
Exons: 3
Coding region: 114-920 (268 amino acids)
Molecular function (GO): GTP binding
Source: RefSeq, a predicted model, not a curated record